UCAGGACAGUUAGUAAAAAAAUCAGUUUGUCAAGAUUUUUCUAAAGAAAAACAACCAAUUUAUAACCCUCAACCGAUAGUGCAUUUCAUUAAACAGUUUUUGACCACACACAAGUAUGUAGAAAGUUCACUGUAAAUUUUCAUCUUGACAGAACCUGUGUCGUCUCACUGGCGCAUUGUUUCGUAUUACCAGAAUUGGCAAGACAUCGUGGUGUGAAUAGCAGUUAGCAGUUUGUGAAAAGAAAUGACUACAUUUUAACCAUAUAAAACCAAUAAAGUGAUCAAGCAAAGCUACAAAGAUAAGCAUUUUAUUUCCUCAUCGAUUGUUAGGAAUUCAUCGUUACCUCAUAUAAUGGCACCAACGAGUGAUAUAUGGCAACACUUCUCAAAAUGCGACGGAGGAGCAAAGUGCCGCUAUUGUCAAUGCGUCAUAAGCUGGAACAAUGGAUCAACUUCAAAUCUUAAACGACACAUAGAUCGCAAACACCCAACUGUUCCACAACAUAGAACACAACAACCGUGCACAUCAUCUGCAGAAGAACCGAUCACAGAAGAAACACCACAACCGAUUAGCACUUCUAAUACUGUAAGCAACUACUUUCGGUCAAUUAAGCCUCUAUGCUCCAAAAGCAAAGAAAAGCUAGAUUCUCUUUUACUCCUAAUGAUUUGUAAAGAGUACUAUCCGUUUUCGAUAGUUGAAGAUUAUCAUUUCAAACAAUUUGUUGAAGCUCUGAACCCUAAUUAUCAGAUGCCGUGUAGAAAGACUAUUUCGAACGCUGCUUUACCUAGACUUUAUGCUGAGGCAGUUAACAAUGUUAAAAAAAAUCUAAUAGAUGCCGAAACGAUUGCGUUAACGGCUGAUGCCUGGACAAGCAUAAGCAACUCAAGUUAUUGUGCAUUGACAGCACACUAUAUUACUAAAGAUAGCUUGUCUUGUUCAUAUUUAUUAGAUUGCGGAGAGGUAUCGGAAAGUCACACAGCACCAAAUUUAGCCAGUUGGAUCCGAUCGAUUAUCCAAAGAUUUGAUACAGAAAAAAAAAUAUUCAUUUUGGUGACUGACAACGCGGCCAACAUGGUAGCUACUGCCGAUAGUUUGAACUUACCACAUUUGCCGUGCAGUGCUCAUACGUUAAAUUUGGUGGUAAAAAACGCAAUAAAAGCGUCUAUUACAAACACAGUUGAAGAAGCGAAGCGUGUUGUGAUGUUUUUUAAAAGGAGUGCUAAAGCAACUUAUAAAUUCUUUGAAUUGCAAACCAAAUUAAACUAUGCCCAACAGAAAUUAAAACAAGAUUGUCCAAUUCGCUGGAGUUUAACUUACGAAAUGUUGAAAAGAUUAAAAAAUAACAGAAUUCCGUUAGUUUCCUGUGUGGCGUCAAUUAACAUUAAAUCAAAAGUAGAAGAAUGUGAUUGGACCGUAAUCGAACAAGCGACAAGUGUUCUCGAACUUGUUAAUGCAGUCACUAUUGAAAUUAUAGGUGAAAAAAUUGUCACACUUUCAACAAUGGGUGUUCUUAUAAGAUCGUUGUUAAAAAAAAUUUCAGAAAAAAUAGAAAAUGAAAGCAUGUGUAAGGAAGUUUCUAAACUAUGCAAAGAAAUAGUACGAGGUAUUAACGAAAAGUUUGAAUGUAUGUUUGAUUCAGAAAUUAUCAAUAGCGCUAUAAUCCUAGAUCCACGAUUCAAAAAAGAAGGUUUUUUAGGAGACGUUGCUCGAUAUGAAUCUUGCUACGAUAAUUUAGUUAGCAAAUUAAAUCCUUUGCAAUCGGAAGUAAAUGACUCAGAUGAAGGUUCACAACAAGAAACAUUUGAAAAUGAUGAUGUUUGGGAAGUGUUCAAAUUCCAAGAGCAAACACCCGUUAACAAUUUUAAUUCAAGAAUAUCUGCCGUUCUGAACUUGAUAGAUAUUUAUCGGAUAAAAAAAUUAAAAUCAAAGACGAUCCUCUACAUUGGUGGCACACUCGUGGUGAAGCAUAUCCUACCUUGCAUAAGUUUGUGAAACAAUAUUUAUCAAUUCCAGCCUCUUCAGUUCCAUGUGAACGUAUUUUUUCAAAAGCGGGCCAAAUUUUAACGGAAAAGCGCAGCCGCAUAACAUCACAAAAAUUAAAAGAAAUGAUGUUUAUUAAACAUAAUUACAGACCAGAAUGAGGUAUUUCGAAUCAAUAAGGUUUAGUUGAAGAAAGAAUCUCGAAAUGACUAUAAAUGUAACACAUAACAAAAUAAACCCAAACGGUUUAUAUAGUUUUAAUACGUUAGAUUAAGAAGAUGGUAAUUAAAAAACAGAAAAAGUAGAUUUAUUUGGGUAGAAUUUAUUUAAUAAAGAAAUGAAUUUACAAUACGAAUUUCAUUAUCAAAUUUACAUCAAUACAUCAAAAAUCGACAUAUGGGAGAUUGUAGCAUAACGCACGUGUACUCUAAUUCCUUGAAGCUCUGAUUGCUAUGGAGAUCAAUUUAAUUUUACCAACGCUGUAAAAAAGAACGAAAAUACAUCUAGAAUAUUGCACAUCAACUAAACAAAGCAUGCUGCAAUUAAACGAUGAAUGCUUUUUCAUCUAACUGUCAAAAUGAUCCCACGGUUUUUGCCCGAAUUGAUUGAUUAUUCGUCCUCUUUUUAAUAAACCACAAAAAAUCCAAAUAUACUUUAAAACGAUCCAUUCUCAUGGAGAUUCCGGAGCCGAUUCCCAUUCCGCAGCCGAUUCCGCUUCCGAAGACGAUUUUGCUUCCGGAGUUGAUGCCGGAGCCGAUUUCAGAGUAGAUUUCGGAGCCAAUUCUGAAUCCGAUUCCGGAGCCGACUCCGAUUCCGGAACCGAUUUCUAUUCUGGAACCGACUCCGAUUCCGGAACCGAUUCUAUUUCGGAGCAGA
Anopheles gambiae (African malaria mosquito) is the source of this 2856-nucleotide messenger RNA. Its product is annotated as E3 SUMO-protein ligase ZBED1-like. The coding region runs from base 352 to 1992 and encodes 546 amino acids. The record is from RefSeq and is a predicted model, not a curated record. Gene Ontology annotation, molecular function: DNA binding. The transcript has 2 exons. Lineage: Eukaryota; Metazoa; Arthropoda; Insecta; Diptera; Culicidae.